CGUUAGCGGGUGAUGAAAGAAUAUCGCCUGGCGGGUUGGAAAUGAGAUGUAGCUGAGGAUCUGACCGGUUCGUGCUUAUGUUCGAGAUCUGGAGAAUAAGACGGUUUGAAAGUUAGGAGGGAAAAAAGGUCUAUCUCGGUCGGUUUGUUGAGUGAGACAUUGGGGAUUAGUUCUUUGAAGAGGAGGAACUUGUUCUAUCCAGCCGGUGCUUACCAGGAGAGAACAAGAAGUAAUAAUAAUAAUAAUAAUAAUAAUGCACAGAUUGCAGUUUGUAGUAAAGCGGAGGUUAAUCGCCGGAGCUGCGGGUCAGUGUGCGGUGUUCCGGUGUGUGUCCGGGAUGCAGCGCUACAGCACCGCCGAGGCCGCCGCAGCAUCAGCAGCAGCUGUGGGGAAGACCAAGCCGAGGGGCAAGGCGCUGAGCAUGGAGCACCUGAACCCGCAGGUGAAGGCCGUGGAGUACGCGGUGAGAGGACCGAUCGUCAUUAAAGCCGCCGAGAUCGAGAGAGUCCUAAAGCAGGGGGGAAAGAAGCCCUUCACCGAGGUAAUUAAAGCCAACAUCGGAGAUGCGCACGCUAUGGGACAACAGCCGAUCACGUUCCUGAGACAGGUGGUGGCUCUCUGCAUGUUCCCUGAGCUCAUGGACAGCCCGAGUUUCCCAGAGGACGCAAAGUGGAGAGCACAGCGCAUCCUGCAGGGCUGCGGAGGACAAAGCAUUGGCGCAUACAGCUCCAGCGAGGGUGUGCAGUGUAUCCGGGAGGACGUCGCAUCCUAUAUCGAGCAGAGAGAUCAGGGAGUCCCAGCUAACUGUGACAACAUCUUCCUCACCACCGGGGCCAGCGAUGGCAUCAUGAACAUUCUGAAGCUGCUGGUGUCAGGUGAAGGUCGUAACCGUACAGGGGUGAUGAUCCCCAUCCCUCAGUACCCGCUUUACUCAGCCGCCAUCGCUCAGCUGGGCGCCGUGCAGAUCAAUUACUACCUGGAUGAGGAUAACUGCUGGGCGCUGGAUGUCAACGAGCUCCACAGAGCAUACCAGGCAGCUAAACAGCACUGCCAGCCCCGAGCCCUGUGCAUCAUCAACCCUGGAAACCCCACCGGUCAGGUCCAGAGCAAGAAGUGUAUCGAGGACGUCCUGCACUUCGCCUACGAGGAGAACCUGUUUGUUAUGGCUGAUGAGGUGUAUCAGGACAACGUGUACGCUCCCGACUGCCAGUUCCACUCGUUUAAGAAGGUGCUGUAUGAAAUGGGGCCGGAGUACUUUAACAGCGUCGAGCUGGCCUCCUUCCACUCCACCUCCAAAGGUUACACAGGAGAAUGUGGGUUCAGAGGAGGCUUCAUGGAGAUUGUUAACCUGGACCCGGAGGUCAAGGCCCAGCUGGUGAAGCUGCUCUCGGUCAGUCUGUGCCCCCCCGUGGCCGGACAGGCUGCCAUGGACGUGAUCGUGAAUCCUCCUCGACCAGACGAACCAUCCUUCAUGCAGUUCCACAAGGAAAAAGCAGCCGUGCUGGGAGCUUUAGCAGAAAAAGCAAAAUUAACAGAGCAGAUCCUUAACGCAGUGCCUGGGAUCAAGUGUAAUCCUGUGCAGGGGGCCAUGUACGCGUUCCCUCAGAUUUUUAUCCCUCCAAAAGCUGUGGAACAAGCUAAGGCUUUGGGAAUGCAGCCGGACAUGCUGUACUGCCUGCGGCUCCUUGAGGAAACGGGAAUCUGUGUGGUACCUGGCAGCGGCUUUGGACAGAGAGAGGGCACGUACCACUUCAGAAUGACUAUCCUGCCAUCUCACGAAAAGCUGAAAGUGCUCCUGGAGAAGGUGCGAGACUUCCACGUCAGGUUUCUAAAGGAGUAUUCGGACCUAAAGGACCCUCAGUGCAAUGUUCCAGCAUGAGCUACUGACUGCUGACCUCGGGAUACGUCUGAAAUUUUACUUAACACACUAACCACAAUCGCAGUUGUGUUGAGUAACAUUUCAUGUACAUAAAAGACCCAUAAUCUGCUUUAAAUCCCCUCAAAAUUCAAAAGGACUAUUUUUCAUGAUCUAUGUGCCUUUGUGCUCCUGUAAAAUAAUGAGGAAUGGGAUGGAGUCAAUAUGGUUGAGUUAGAAAAGAUCUAACACUAAAGCAUGAGAUGGUGAAAAGCUCCUUUUUAUAGGGUCUGAAUGAGAAUGGGAUGUUUUCUCAGUAUUUACAACAUGACUCAUCUUCAUUAAACACAGGUGUUUGUUUUUGUUUGUUUUACAUUACAAAAGAGAUGACAAAAUUAGGUUUGUCAAUAUGACAUUAAACAAUAAUGUAUUUAUUUGGACCUCCUUCAUGGUAUACAAAGUCCCUCCAGUUAUAUCCCUUAUAAAUAAAAAUAUUGCGUGGCUUUAAAAUGUAUGUAAUUAAAAUCAAUGACCAGGGCUGCUAAUAAGCUAGCUAGCAUUCAACUAACUAUGUUCGUUAGCAAACUAGCAUGACAUUAUGCUAACAUGUAAGGUAACUAUUUAACUAUUAUUGAAUGAACUAUUAAGGCUACAAGCAAACUAACAAAAACUACUAAAUUAUCCAAUUGAACCCACUACCUAUAGCAGCUUUUAAAUUAGACAGUAAUAGGCUAUAAUUGUAAUAAUUUAAAGAAAGAUUUGCAUUUUUUUAUUUUCAGAUUUGUACUGUGAAUAGUUUCUGCUUUUAUUUUUAUAAAUAAGGGAUGAGAAGAAGAGAGGUGCUCCAUAAUCAUCUGUUCUAUUUAAAACACUUUUGUACUUCCCAGGAAUCAGCUUUAUGCAGCAUUAAGUACGGUAACACAACUGGGACAGUACUGAAGAAAUUUCAUAAAUGCACAGUGCAUGAUGAUUAAGGGUUUUUAUUUUGUUUUUGUUCUUGUCAUUGUGUUACUGCUCUCAUCUGAUAUUCAGUUUUACAGUGUAUUUUUGUAUUGAAAUUAAAAAAUCAAGAGUUUGCAGAAAAAUAAAUAAUAAUACACAUUUUAAUUUCUUGCAAACUUAUUACAUUUUGCACAUCAGAUACAAAGAAUUGCCAAACUUUUUAUCACGGUUUACAAAAGUAUCAUUUAUACUGUAUUGUGGUGUUUUUUGUUUUGUUUUUUAAAUAACCUCAUAGCUAAAACAGUGUUCCCCCUUCUGGAAAUUUCAUCCAUCACGUUUUAACCAUUUCAUAAAACUCUUGAACAGAAUCAUGAGAUUGUGAUAGUGUAUGCAGGAAACGCCUUUAAAAGACAGUUGUAUAUGAAUGACAUGAAAUUUUUCUCUCCUUGUGGGCAAAAAAUAAUGCCCAGAGAUGAUGCCUACCUAUGCAGUCUCCUUCCAAAUGUUUUGCAAUUUGAAACAUCUAUUAUAUCAGUUUAAUGAUUAUCUGUACAUGCCUGAACUCAAAGACUGAACUACUGCAUUACUGUCAUUUUGCUUCAAUGAAUUUGCCUUUUAUUUGUGGACGUUCAUGUCAUGGAGUUCAUAUUAAUGAAGGCAGAUCAGUUAUGUCUGAAUUUUGCAAGUUACAUCCACUUUUUCUUCUUUUUUUUGUUAGUGUCUUCAUUCAUUUUGCAUUGCUUUUAUUAACGUCUCAUCUGACUAAUUUUAUGUAAAUAGUAAUGAAUUUAAAUACCAAAUUAAAGCCAUC
Neoarius graeffei (lesser salmon catfish) is the source of this 3608-nucleotide messenger RNA. It is a transcript of the gene gpt2, whose product is annotated as glutamic pyruvate transaminase (alanine aminotransferase) 2. Gene Ontology annotation, molecular function: pyridoxal phosphate binding; L-alanine:2-oxoglutarate transaminase activity. The coding region runs from base 254 to 1879 and encodes 541 amino acids. Gene Ontology annotation, biological process: biosynthetic process. The record is from RefSeq and is a predicted model, not a curated record. Lineage: Eukaryota; Metazoa; Chordata; Actinopteri; Siluriformes; Ariidae. The transcript has 11 exons.